This is a messenger RNA of Porites evermanni, 1645 nucleotides long. The record is from the annotation of a GenBank genome assembly. NCBI's taxonomy places the organism in Eukaryota, Metazoa, Cnidaria, Anthozoa, Scleractinia, Poritidae.
AUGGGAUUGUACUACUUUUAUAAUAACAGCCCAAAACAGCGACAAAAUCUAAAGCGGUCCUUUCAAAGUCUUAACCAGGCAUCAGUUAUGCCAACACGUGUGGGUGGGACCAGAUGGGUGGGGCACAUUUUCCUUGCAGUGGAAAACUUCUUAAAGGGAUAUCAAGCAAUUCGUGCUCAACUUGAAGAUUGCAUCUCGAAGAAGGUAAGUAAAAUCAUUGUGUACUUAGUUUGUGUAUGUAAAACGUACUACAUUUUGUAUUAUAAAUACACAACUACACUUACGUACUAACACCACAGGAAAAUUUUAGUGUUAUUCAGAAUACUGAUAACAGUAUAAAACUUUAUUCAAUCACUAGGAAAAAGCUCAAACCAAAGCCAGAGGCUACUUAAAGCUAAUGAAACGCCCUGACGUGAUUGCUUUCCUUCAUCUGCUGCUUGAUAUGUUUGGGCCUCUGCGUGCUCUGUCCCUCACACUGCAGUCAGAUCAGACAACUUUGGCCGAUGUUGGUGAAAAAAUUCAACUCGCUAAAAAUGCAAUCAUCUCCUUCAAAGAAAGGUACAUUACAAAAAUGCAUUAAACUUGUUUAUUCUGUACUAGUUAUGUCACCUCGACUCCUUUAGAUGAUUUAGGGGAUUAUGUUAUAUUUUACAGUCAUGGUCCAAGACUAAGGUAGUUUUUUAAAGAUCACGAAGUGGCUGGCAGUUACAAGGGUGAGCCGAUGACUGGCAAGGUAACUGAGGACAACUUUCACACAACAAAGUUAAAACCACUGGCGGAAAAGAUUUUAAUGACAUUGGAAAAGAGGUUUACUGAUGUUUCAGAAGAUGUUGUGGCAGCCACCCGAAUUGCCAAUUCCAGACAGUGGCCACUAUUUUCAAUGAAGGAAGAUGUAACAGGUAAAGUGUCUUCAUCUACAUACAAAAUUUUUAAAAUCUUAUAACCAAAAAUAUACAGCAAUAAUCUUAAGUCGUGAUGUUCUGUGUAUUUAUAACAGUGUUUGGCGAAAAAGAACUCCAAGUCCUAUGUCAACGGUUUGCUGAAGUGUUGCAGCAUGCAGGUGUAGCCUCAGAGCAAGUGCAGACGGAGUGGGUGAUGCUGAAGUCUCAUCUUUAUAACAAGUGGGUUUAAGACUGACAUUUCUGAAAACUCAUGUAAUAGCAAAGGAAGUAAAUGCGAAUGCUUGAAAAAGUAUCCACUACAGCCGUUAAUCAAAUUUCUACUUUUCUUUAGGUACAGUUACAAAAUUCAAUCUCUUAAAUGGGCAGAGAUUUAUAGUCUUUACGAGGAGGGUCAUGCAAAUGUUCUUGCCAUCAUUGAUCUCACCCUUACCCUACCAGCUAGUUCUGCUGCAAAUGAGCGUGGCUUUAGCCAGAUGAAACUAACGAAAACCAACACCCAAAGCCGAAUGAACAACUCGACACUCAACCAUUCCAUGAUAAUUCAGAUGGCAACUCCCAAAGUGAAGGAAUUUGAUCCUGAUCCUGCAAUUAACCUGUGGAUGAAUGCUAGCAUCAGGCCACGAAGACCAGUGUUUCAUGAAGGAAGCUCAAGGAAGCGAGCAAGAUUGGAGAAGCAUGGAGGUGACAUCAUAGAAGUUGAAGAUGAUACGACUGCAGCUCCUGGACCAGCGCAAUCUCGAUAA